Messenger RNA from Onychomys torridus (southern grasshopper mouse), 216 nucleotides. RefSeq names its product zinc finger protein 431-like. Gene Ontology annotation, biological process: regulation of DNA-templated transcription. Lineage: Eukaryota; Metazoa; Chordata; Mammalia; Rodentia; Cricetidae. The record is from RefSeq and is a predicted model, not a curated record. Bases 1 to 216 code for a protein of 71 amino acids. The transcript is spliced from 3 exons.
AUGGUCGUAGAAUCCAUGAACUUGGACAGAGUGACAUAUAAUGAUGUGCAUGUCGACUUCACUCAGGAGGAGUGGGCAUUGCUGGAUCCUUCACAGAAGAAUCUCUACAACAGUGUGAUGCUGGAGACCUAUAUGAACCUCAGUGCUAUAGGCUACAAUUGGGAAGAUCAUAAAGUUGAAGAGCAUUGUCAAAGUCCUCAAAGACAUGGAAGGUAA